GUUCCUACGCUAAAAAGCACCCUCCAUCACGUUCGCGCACUGCGCCACGACCUUUAAUGGGCGCAGCUUCCCUGGAACCCAAUUACUCCCUCGACUCGGGUCUCGAGACAGCCUGACAGCCUCCGCUUGACCUCGUCGGCCGUGCGACUUUUUUCGCGAGAUUCAGCGAACGAAUCGCGAGAAAAUAUCUGUUUACCCACGAUAACGAUGUAAUUCGUGCGACGUUCUUUGCGAUCCCGGGAAAGGUCUUGUGAAAAUCGAACGUGCACACGAGAGACGCGAACUGUGUUUACCCCGAAGGUGUUGGUCGUUCACGAGAGUUUCGCGUCUUCGAAUCGUCUCUAAAUGCUGCCUCGUCAUCUGUCGAGAGUGAUCCGCGGAAGAGUGUACGAUGUCCCGUAAACGGUGCUCGCCGAAGAAAUCGAAAAGAGCGUGAAUGGUUUGUGAUUCCGUUCCAAGUUAGAUAGCCAAACUCCCACGGUUUCGUCCAUCGGGACUAAUCUUGAGAAGUGCGCGGUGAAUGUACAAUGAUCAUGUACACGGUCGCGGAAGAUCACAUGGGCGAUACCGAGAUCGCACAGGUGAUAGCUUUCAUAUGUGGAAUCAUUGUAAUAUUGUUGAUGAUAAUGGGUCUGGCUUCCACCGACUGGUUGAUGUCGUUAGGAUGGAGGCAAGGUCUGUUUGCACAUUGUAUAGAAGAGACUGCACCCACACCUCUGCCAUUUAACGUGCCAGACUCUGCAGGAUGUUUCCAAGCCAGAGACGUUGCUUACAUAAAAGCAGCUGCUGCCUUAUGUGUGGUCUGUCUGAUAACGGACAUCGCAGCAACGGUCUUCACUGGUCUUGGCCUGAGAUCACAGGAUAACCGCGAGAAGCACAAAUAUUAUAGAUUCGCAGUCUUCUGCAUGGGAUUUGCAUUGGUGUCACUUUUAAUAGCCCUAGUAAUAUAUCCAGUGUGCUUCGCGGCAGAGCUUAAUCUCGGAACGAAAACUGAUGUUACAGGAAACCGACCAAUGUGGGAGUUUGGUUGGGCGUACGGAGUCGGCUGGGGUGCAGCCAUAUUCUUGUUCGGGGGAGCGGUAUUGCUGUUAUGCGACAAGGAGAGCGAAGAAAUUUAUUAUAAGGAGAGGAAGAUCGUGCGCGACGACAUCGGCGGCGGCGGUGGUGGUUCUAUGAUUGGUAUGGGACAUCAUGGUGGACGAAGUGGGACGCAAUUAGCCUAGUGGCAUUGCUCCCUGCCCGACGUUGUUCUCUAGGUGAUUAAUUUCUUCUUUUUCUGUCCUCACCGUUUGAUACAUCAUACAUCACUCGCGACGAAAAUGAUACGUACACAUGUACAAGAGUGAAUGGUUUUUUAUACAUAGUCUACUUGUUACAUCGGCAUGUAUCGGACGAUAUACGAACGUCAUCUCAUCGACAAGGUUUGUAAGUUGACCGAGAACCGAUUAAAUUCGUCAUUGGUUACCAAUUUACAAUUUUUCUCGUAGUAACAAUUUCGGGACCAUCGAUCCGUUUAGUUCGCUACGAUGAUACGUGUAUCACGUAGUUGCAAACGUAUCUUACGCGGUGUAUUUGCCAUAUUGCUUUUUAAUUUACCAAUUAAUUCUUUUAUACCAUUGUGACGGCAUCGAUGUUUCUGCGUUUCUUAUGCGUGUAACAUCAAUCGGAUUUAUUAUCGCCAAGUUUCUCGUUCGCAAAAUUAUAUAAACAGACAUCACAGCGACAAGGAUAUAAAGAAUAUACGAAUUGAUAGAAUCGGACACUGCCUAUCUUUAGUCGAGCGAGGGAUGUAAAAAUUUUCGUUUCGCUUUAGCUAAUAUUUAUUAUCUUUAAUUUUUGAUAUAUUUGUAUAUAUUUAGAUGCUAGUAAUUUAUUAUUUGCUUCCAUCUAUUUCUUUUAUUAUUCAAAGUGAUAAUUUACUUUAAUCGAAUUUACCAACAUUUUUGGUUGGAAUUUUGCAAAGGAAUGAGAUUUAUAUAUUUAUGCUUUCGUAUAGAUAUUUUUUUCUAAUAAAACUUGGCCAAAAAUCGUUUCAAGCGAGACACCUCGUGAUUAUAUACACGCACACUAAGAACACGAACGAAAUUCCAACCAUUCUUAUUGAUCUUUAGUGCCAGAUAAAAAGCAACAGUUACGAAAGAAUCGAGUACUUCAUUACUCAUUACAUCACACAUCAUUAAUUACCGUCGAUCAAAUGAUUUUCUUUCUAACAGAGAUUUAUGGGAUUUUUGUACACGUUCUCCCAGUCUUCCUUUGUUUAUAAAACUUUAAACGAUUUUCUAUUGUAUUAUAAAACGUGCAAAUGCUACCUCCGAUAAUUUUUAUCUUUCGAGUACCGCUGUUCGAAUGAGAAGUAGUUUUAUUUGCAAGGGAAAAGCAUUUCCUGUAAUUCUUCCAAAUUUUCUGCGUCUCACACUAUUAAAAUAACAAUAAGAUUAGACAAUAAUUAUACUUUGCUUUAAAUUAGUUUAGAGAAUUUAUCUAUUAAAUUUGCUGAAACUACGCAUUUAUUUUUAUGACUAAGUUAAUCCAACUAAAUCGAAUUGAUCGAAAUUCCUUAAAACAUUGUUUUAAGCAUGUUAAUUUUAUAUGACGAGGGGAAAGAUUAGUAUGCGUCGUCGUACCGAGGAUAAUCAUACUGAAUCAUCAUCACUUACCAAAAAUGAACAUGUAUGCAAUGUGAGAGCUGACGUAUGUACGCGUUCUAGCAUUCACGGUAACGAUCUAUCUUCGAUGUUACAAUUGGUAAAAAGAAAAGUCGAGAGGGUAGCAUCGAAGAUUCGUUACAGGACGAAAAUACAAUUUCUAGCAGUAUUAUACAUUACAUAGUAACUCUUAAUUGGUAACCGUAUUUCUUUCUUCUUUCGCCUGAUUUCGAAUCGUGUAAAUGUUCAUGACUUCCGUUCACUUCCCCAUACGAGUCAUGUAAUAACAUUUUUUAUGUUCGAACACACACAGCACCAAAUGUUUAUGUGUGCGAUGGAAUAGAGGCAGCUCGGGCAGGUAUUAUCUAUUAUGUUAUCUGCAUUACAUACGUGUACGUAUAUGUAUAUAUAGGUAUUUUAUAAAUACAUGUAAUAGAACGAUACACCUGCAGAUAUAAUCGCGAUGAUCGUGCUUUCUAUCGCGAAAGUAAUAAUUCGUAAUUUUAACGCUAAGAAUGUUUAAAUGAGAGAACAGUGAGUUUAAUUCUUUACCAAACACUGUCGAUUUGCGCCUUUCGAUUUUUGAUAUACUUUUAACGAACAACUAAAGUAUCUUGUAUAAGACUAAGCGUACAACCGACUUAUCGGAAAAUUAUGUAUAGUGAAUUGAGUAUUCGUGAUCGGGCUUGUAUCUUUCAAUUAGAAUUGCAGUGUAUGUAGAUAACCAGUUAAUUCUUUGCUCUGCUAUCACGAUACAGGUAUGUGUAAGGAAACAAACGAGAUGAUUGUAAUUAAACGAUUAUAGAUAUAUUAUGUAGAAUUAAUAGAGCACCAUACCAGAGUAAAAAUAAAAGAAACACUAGCGGUUUGUUACGUAUAUAUAUAUAUUAUACAUAUACAGUUACUUAUCUAACAAAAAACGGAUUCUCUGUCGUGUAUAUUUUAGCUAACGUUUAAAUCGGAUGAUGGCCGUGUCGUUUUGUCUGUUAUGUGCUUCCUUUAUGCUUAUUCAAUUCCCAAAGAACAGAGGAACGCGAUAGAGAAACUUACGUUUUCAGAGGACCGUUUCGACGAUGGUUUUCUUAUUAUUUUAUACAACCCGCAUUAUACUUCGACGUGUUAGAAGGAUAUCGUUUAAUCGAAUCAACUAUUUACAAGAACAAAACUAUGUCGUAGUGGGAUUCAUUGUACGUGCAAAAGGUGUCACCUAAACUAAAUUGACGAAGUAGCGAAACGUAAUACUUAACAUUUCAUAACAUUGUAUAGUACACAUAUCGUACUUAUCCACGCAUAUCGUAGUAGGUAUCAUGAGAAAUAUUAUCAGAUUAAGAGAAGAUAAAGGGUAUAAAUUCGUUUUCCUUAUCGAGAAAUAUUGAAAAUGAUGUUAGUAGAAAAUUAUUUAUGCGCCAUAUUACAAUGUAAAACAUAUCGUCAAAUUGUACAAAGAAUAAAGUACCUAUAUACCUGAAAA
This is a messenger RNA of Ceratina calcarata, 4116 nucleotides long. Its product is annotated as transmembrane protein 47. The transcript is spliced from 5 exons. The coding region runs from base 528 to 1223 and encodes 231 amino acids. NCBI's taxonomy places the organism in Eukaryota, Metazoa, Arthropoda, Insecta, Hymenoptera, Apidae. Gene Ontology annotation, cellular component: membrane; cell-cell junction. The record is from RefSeq and is a predicted model, not a curated record. Gene Ontology annotation, biological process: cell-cell adhesion.